Molecule: messenger RNA, 4200 nt
Organism: Didymodactylos carnosus
Lineage: Eukaryota; Metazoa; Rotifera; Eurotatoria; Philodinida; Philodinidae
Source: the annotation of a GenBank genome assembly
AUGUUAACAACUAUUUUUAUUUUAAUAAUAUUUCCAUUUCUUGUUCUAUUUGCUGACAAAAUUAAUUCUAAAAGUCUGUAUAGUAAUACUAUGAUAUCAUCAACAAAAUUACAACGAACAUCAGUAUUUUAUCCUAUACACGUCGAAUUAAUGAACAAUAUUCAUUAUGAAAUACGUCGUCAUACCACCAUAAAACGAUACAAAAGACAUAAAAUAAUUCAUAAAAGAUUUGAUGAUGAAAAUUUAAAUUUUUUAAAUGAUGAUAAUGAUCCUGUUGAAUUAACAAACGUGAAUAUAACAAACAACAAAACAUUUUAUCGUCAAAGUUUUUUUCAUGAUGAUUCGAAAAUACCUUUCCACGAAUACAUUCGUGAACAGAAAGAUCCAAUAUUGACUCGAACCCAAACCCGUGCUAUUACAACUGUUAUCAUUGUCAUUGGUGUAUUUAUUAUUAUAAUAACUAUGUUCAAAUUGAAAAAUGCCUGCCGUGAACCAGAAACAACACAAAUUGAAAUUCAUCGAGGAACAUCAAUUUAUAGUGAAUCGAGUUCACGGCGUAAUAGUAUUGGAUAUUAUACACGAAAAUAUAGCCGUCCAAGCGUUCGUGUUGAUGAUCAUCUAAAUUAUCAACCUCUCACUAUCCUAUCAACUAUUAUUCCAUCCACUGUAAAAACACCAUUGAAAGCAUCAUUAACAUCCUAUGCAACAACAACUACAGCAUCUUCAUCAAUAAUUCUUGAUAAGCCUAUUGUUUUGUCGUCGAUGCGACAAAAAGAUUUGGAGUUAAAAGAUGUUUUUCAGGAAUUACCAAAUCAUUUAUUAUUAGAAACAAAAUCUCUUACAUCGUCAUCGUCUAUUAUUGGAAAACAUUUAUCUGGUACAUCUAAUUUAUCGAAAAAUAAUAAUAAUAACAGGGAAACAUCAACAACAAUCGUCCAGAUUGAAGCACACGUGAAAAAUCGUUUAAAAACACAUUCAUUUAAUAAAACACGAGAUAUACCAAUAAAAAAAGCAAAAUUAUUAAAAUCUAUUAAAGAGAAUCAAGAUGAUGAUGAACACUAUCCUCUAUCAUCAUCGGCAAAAAAAAAUAAAAAUAUUAUUUUACAACCAUUAUUAAUAACAACUAACUGUGGUGAUCUUAAUAAAGUUGUAUCGCUAGAGAGAAAAGAUAAUGAAACAGCGUCGAUACAACCGGAAACAUCGACGUUUCAAGAUGAAAUAUUUCCAAGAUCAAAUGAGAAUUUUGAUGAAGAAAAUGACAGAACACCAUUAAUAAUUGAUAAGGUUUAUUCAAGACAUUCUGUUGGUUCAUGUAACGAAAAUUCAUUGCAACAAUCGAACAGAGUCACAAAAUCCGAGAUAGUGAAUGAUGGUAAAUCACCACGAAAAUAUUCAUUAAAUUUUGUUUCUCCUCAAACAGAAACAACAAAAUUAUUCAGUUCUAAUCAACGUCGAAUAUCAUUGUCAUCUGCUGAUAGACGAAAUUCAUUUGCCAAACAUCCUGCAACCUUUUGUGAAACAAUCGAUAGUGAUACAUCAAAACAAAAUCUUUUACCAAUAACAGCAGAUAUUCCCGAGAAUAAAAAUUCUGAUUCCCCAUUACUCAGUGAUAGUUCAACAACAACUUUUACAUGUUCAGAUAAUCAACAUUAUUUCAAUGAAAAAUCAUCGUUGAUUAAUGUAAAAAAAUCGAAUAAUAAUAAUCAUACAAAAAAGCGAUCAUCAUUCCGUCGUAAUUUUAUGCAAAAAAUUGAACGUUUUCGUUUUAUUGAUGAUAGUGCAUCAUCAACCGCUACUGUCACAUCGCCUGUUGAAAGUAUUGAUCGUGAAAAUCAACAAAAUAUUACAACAAAUAAUUAUAAUAAUAAUUUAAUUUCAAAUGCUAUUGAACAGUUUGAUGAUUAUGUACGCUCACGUUACUAUAAUAGUGAUAUGAACAAUUCAGAUGCUGAUACUGAUCCGUCAUAUCGGACGCAUAUUGAACAUUACAUUGAUAAAUUUAAUUCAAAAAAUUUAACAAACGGUCAUUCAAAUAUGAGUACUUUAACGAAUAAUAAUAAAUUGAUAUCUCAAUCAAAUUCUAACACAAAUGUUAAACCUUUAUCAACUAUCAUAGGAAGACCAUAUACAUUUAACAAUAUAACUCAACAGAAUUCGUUAGCUAAAUUGCAAUCAUCUGUACCAACGGAAGAAUCACUUCAAACCCAUAUGAAAUUAAUACCUAGUAAUAAUACUGAUAAUGUGCAAAUUGCUCAAUGUAUGUCAACACUACCUGGAAAAAGUUCAACUGCUAUUCCUAUACCUCGCUCAACUGCAUUAUUUAAUCACAAUAUUCAACGACCAACUAAUUCUAUUCAUCAGUCAAAAAACUGGACAGGUUAUCCAUCAGAUAGUACCCUACGAUCAUCAUAUACAAAAACUCAGACAGACAAUAAAUAUUCUUAUCCGACAAAUGGCGCAUUCAUUUCUCCAGUAUUAUCUCGUUCAAUGGAUUUUAGUAAAAAAUGUGAUAUAAAAAAUGAUAUGUUCAAUAAUAAUCAUCAUUCAACCACUACUACACUUACUCCUCUGAAUGAAACUUCAACAUCGUUCCGUAGCUCAACAAGUUUAGACUUUGAUGAUGAUACUAAACCAUCCGGAGUUGUUGUCGAUGAUGAUUUUUUGCCUAUGUCAUCACCUGUGGAUGAUGACUAUUGGGAUAGUGUUUCUGUUGAAACGACGAUACAAUGUUUUCCAAAUGUUGGUUCGUCACCUGUUAUUGAAGUUAAACAUUUUGAAACUGAUUUAUUAACCGGUGAAAAAAUUCGCAAGAACUAUUCUAUAACAAUGAAUAAUAGUCAACAAUUAUCUAGGAAAGAUAGUGAUGAUCAACACAGUGAAACGUCCGAAGAUUAUUUUGAUGAUGAUGAUGAUGAUGAUGAUGUGGAAGAGAACAAUAUCAAUAGUUAUUCAAUAAAAGAAUUUGCAUUGAAAGAACUUCAAAAACCGAUUGUACUCAAAUCAGCAUUAAAACUGAGUUCUCAAUUAGAUAAAAUGACGGAACUAAGUAGUAGUGAUGAGUUUAAAAUGAGAUCAUCUCAAAUGAACAAUGAUCAUUUAGAAAUAAACAAAAAACUAUUAGAAAAGAGUCCAAUUACUAAUAUCCAAUUGACAUCUCAUUUAAAAUCAAAUAAUAGUAUUCCACAACAUCAGCAGUGUUCUCCAUUGAACAAAGACUAUUCUAACCAGAUGACAAUAGCAAAAAAUUCAUUUGUUAAUAAAGACAAAUUGAAUCAAGAACAGAACGUGACAAAUAAUUCGUCUUCGCCAUCAUCCUCUGGAAUAACAAAGGAAACAGAGAAUAUAAAUAUUAGUUUUGAUUCAACAACUGAUUUGAAUGAACGUCUAAAAAGUUAUUUGCCGCCGCCAAAAUCUAGUGUUUCAAAUGAAAUUACCGAUAAUGAUCAGAUACGUUUAAUUGAUAAUGAGAAACUAUUAAAAAAUAUUUCGCCAAAAUCCAGCACGAAUACUAAUAUAACAACAAGAUUGAAAGUAUCAUCACCACCGUGUUCAUUAUAUACAUCUUCAAGACAAACUGAACUAUUAAGUGAAUCAUCUACCGUACGUUCACCACAAACGAUUUAUGAAGAAGGAGAAGAGGAGUUAAAACAGCAAGGCGCCGAUUUUGAUAAUGAUGAUGACGAUGAAAGUGCUGAAGAUGGCGAAAUAGAUCUAGAACAUGAAUACGAAUUAUCUCAACGUUUAAAUGGUGGAUUAGACGAUGUAUGUUCAUCAUCAAUAGCAUGGAAUACGGAUGAUAAAAUGUUGACUACAGACGAUAUGAAUAAAUAUUAUUUAAUGCAAAAAGAUGAUUUACUAUCGCUUGUGACGUCAUCGCUUCCCGGUUCUACCGUACGAUCUUUAUCAUCUGAUUUUAUUUCGAAUACUAAACCGACUCCGCCUUCCAUAAUGAAAACAAGUAAAUCAAUCGAACAUCGAACAAUUAGUGAUACGUUGGUCUUAACUGAACAAGCGUCUUUAGUGAAUAUUGUUUCACCUAAUGAUUCUACAUCCUCUUUGCUGCAGUCUCCUCCUAUACCAACCGUAAUGAAACCAAAGGUUCGUUUCAAUCUUGAUCCUCAAUAUGAACGUGAACGAGAAUGGAAUAAGGUAAACAAAUUGUUAGGUAAUGUCGAGUGGACAGAUGAAUUCGAAGUAUAA